AUGGCUAUCACGAUCCCGGAGCUGGACGACCUCGUCCGCUCCUUCUACGAGGGCCGUGGCGAACAGCAAAAGCAAGCGCAAGCUGCACUGAACCAGUUCAAGGAAGACCAAGAUGCCUGGCUUCUCGUCGACAAGAUUCUCUCGGAAGCGACCUACCCCCAAACGAAGUAUCUGGGUCUUCAGGUGCUCGAUAAUGUGAUCAUGACGAGAUGGAAGGUCCUCCCGAGAGACCAGUGUCAAGGUAUCCGCAACUUCGUCGUGCAGUUCAUUAUCCAAUGCUCCAGUUCCGAAGAGACGAUGAAGGCUGAGCGCACCCUGCUCAACAAGCUCAACCUCGUCUUGAUUUCAAUCUUGAAGCAGGAAUGGCCCCAUAACUGGCCCACGUUCAUCAACGAGAUCAUCACGUCGUGCCACUCGAGUCUCUCCAUCUGCGAGAACAACAUGGUCAUUCUCCGCCUGCUGUCCGAGGAGGUCUUCGAUUACUCCGCCGAGCAAAUGACUUCCACCAAGACGCGAAACCUCAAGACGACCAUGUGCGCCGAGUUUUCCCAGAUCUUCACCCUCUGCCAGGAGGUUCUGAACACCGCCGACCAACCGAGUCUGGUCAAGGCCACCCUCGAGACAUUAUUGCGCUUCUGCAACUGGAUCCCUCUGGGUUACAUCUUCGAGACCCCCCUCAUCGACACGCUGCGAACGCGAUUUUUGCCCGUGCCCGAGUUCCGGAACGUGACUUUGCAGUGCUUGACGGAAAUUGGCGGUCUGCAGACUGGUGGGCCUGGACAACCUAAUUCGUACGACGAGCAGUUGGUCAAGAUGUUCACCGAGGUUCUGACCACCAUUGCAACCAUUAUCCCCAUCAGCCUCGAUCUCAAGUCGACAUAUCCCAACAGCAACUCGAGGGACCAGGAAUUCAUUCAAAACCUGGCUCUCUUCCUGUGCAAUUUCUUCGGCAUGCACUUGAACCUCAUCGAGAACCUUCCAAACAGGGACUUUCUUACCCACGGUCACUACUACCUAAUCCGCAUAUCCCAGAUCGACGACCGUGAGAUUUUCAAGAUUUGCCUCGACUACUGGCUCAAGCUCGUCCAGGAGCUUUUUGAGGAGAUGCAGCAGCUUCCCAUGACCGAGCUGAACCCUUUGAUGGGCAUGGCUGGCGGCAUGACUGGUGCUGGCGCGCCGAGCCCGUCGGUGCUCAACAACUACCCCCUCCGCAAGCACAAGUACAACGAAGUUCUUUCGAACCUCCGCACGGUCAUGAUCGAGAAGAUGGUCCGUCCCGAGGAGGUUCUCAUCGUUGAGAACGAUGAAGGAGAGAUUGUUCGCGAGUUCGUCAAGGAAAGCGAUACCGUGCAACUCUACAAGACCAUCAGGGAAUGCCUGGUGUACCUGACUCACCUGGACGUCGUCGACACCGAGAACAUCAUGACGGAGAAGCUCGCCCGCCAAGUCGACGGUAGCGAGUGGUCGUGGCACAACUGCAACGUGCUUUGCUGGGCCAUUGGCUCAAUUUCGUUGGCAAUGAACGAAGAUACCGAGAAGCGCUUCCUCGUAACUGUGAUCAAGGACCUCCUCGGUCUCACGGAGAUGAAGCGUGGAAAGGAUAACAAGGCUGUUGUUGCGUCCAACAUCAUGUACAUUGUUGGACAGUACCCCCGAUUCUUGAAGGCGCACUGGAAGUUCCUCAAGACCGUCGUCAACAAGCUCUUUGAGUUCAUGCACGAGUCUCACGAGGGUGUCCAGGACAUGGCUUGCGAUACAUUCAUCAAGAUUGCGAGGCAGUGUCGUCGCCACUUCGUUGCGCUUCAGCCGUCUGAGCAGGAGCCCUUCAUUGAGGAGAUUGUGCGUAACAUGCAUAAGAUUACAUGCGAUCUGUCCCCUCAACAAGUCCACACGUUUUACGAGGCCUGCGGCUAUAUGGUGGCCGCUCAAGGCAACAAGCACCAGCAGGAGCGUCUUUUGAAUGACCUCAUGGCCAUCCCUAACGCCGCCUGGGAUGAGAUCAUCAAGCAGGCUCGGAUCAACCCCAUCAUCCUUCAGGAUGCCGAAACGAUCAAGGUCAUCGGCAACAUCAUGAAGACGAACGUCUCGGCUUGCACUUCAAUCGGCCCGUACUUCUACCCCCAGAUCGGCCGCAUCUUCCUCGACAUGUUGCAGAUGUACCGCGCCACCAGUGAACUGAUUUCCGAGGCGGUCCAGAAGCAGGGCGAGAUCGCCACCAAGAUGCCCAACGUUCGUGGCCUGCGCACGAUCAAGAAGGAAAUUCUCAAGUUGGUUGAGACCUACGUGGAAAAGGCUGAGGACCUGCAGUCCGUGCGCCAGCAAAUGGUGCCUCCUCUGCUCGAGUCGGUGCUCGUCGACUACAACCGCAACGUCCCCGGAGCUCGCGAUGCUGAGGUGUUGAAGGCCAUGUCGGCCAUCAUCACCAAGCUUUCUGCCUUGAUGGAGGACCAGGUCCCGAACAUCAUGGAGAACGUUUUCGAGUGCACCUUGGACAUGAUCAACAAGGACUUCUCCGAAUUCCCCGAGCACCGUGUUGAGUUCUUCAACCUUCUCCGGUCGAUCAACCUACACUGCUUCCCUGCCCUGCUCAAAUUGGACAACCGCCAGUUCAAGUUUGUGAUCGACUCAUGCUCGUGGGCGUUCAAGCACGACAACCGCGAUGUGGAGGCUGCGGGACUUAACAUGUGCCUCGAGCUCAUCAACAACAUCGCGGACAAGACUGACGUCCAGACCUCCAACGCCUUCUUCCAGCAAUUCUUCAUCACGAUCCUGCAGGACGUUUUCUUCGUCCUCACGGACAACGAUCACAAGGCCGGAUUCAAGACACAGUCCAUGGUCUUGAUGCGGAUGUUCUACUUCGUGCAGCCCGCUGAUGGCACUGCGCCGAAGAUCCAGGGCCCGAUUUACAGCCCUGACCAGGCCGCUUCUGGCACUUCGAACAAGGAGUUCCUCGCUAACUUCGUGGCUAACUUGCUUCGCGGCGCCUUCCCCAACUUGCAACCAGCUCAAAUCCAGACUUUCGUCGAGGGAUUGUUCACGCUCAACACCCAGUACGACAAGUUCCGCCUGAACUUGCGCGACUUCCUCAUUUCUCUAAAGGAGUUCGCCGGGGACAACGCGGAGCUCUUCCUGGUGGAGAAGGAGCAGCAAGAACGGGACGCCAAGGCGGCCGAUCUCGAGCGCAGAGGCAAGGUCGGCGGUCUCCUCAAGCCGUCGGAGCUGGAGGAUGACGAGUUGUGA
Messenger RNA from Colletotrichum karsti, 3240 nucleotides. Its product is annotated as exportin. The transcript is spliced from 9 exons. The record is from RefSeq and is a predicted model, not a curated record. The coding region runs from base 1 to 3240 and encodes 1079 amino acids. Gene Ontology annotation, biological process: protein export from nucleus; ribosomal large subunit export from nucleus; ribosomal small subunit export from nucleus. NCBI's taxonomy places the organism in Eukaryota, Fungi, Ascomycota, Sordariomycetes, Glomerellales, Glomerellaceae. Gene Ontology annotation, cellular component: nucleus; cytoplasm. Gene Ontology annotation, molecular function: nuclear export signal receptor activity; small GTPase binding.